Caenorhabditis angaria is the source of this 1207-nucleotide messenger RNA. NCBI's taxonomy places the organism in Eukaryota, Metazoa, Nematoda, Chromadorea, Rhabditida, Rhabditidae. The record is from the annotation of a GenBank genome assembly.
AUGAAAACGAAACCCUGCUUCAGUAUUAGCCAAAAUCGCACAAUGAUUGGAGCAGUUGCAUCACCAUUGCGACACAACUUUGUUUAUCUAAUCGUUCGAACAGUGCUUCGUAUACUUUUCGUUUCGAUUGGCCCGAAUGUUUUCAUUUUUGUGGUGACUAUUUUAACAGUGAAUAUUCUACGAGUUUCCAACAAAUCACGAAGAAAACUAUUUCGAAUGAAUCAAAGUUUGAUCGAACAAUACGCGUCUCGUGAAAACAAUCAAACCUUGCUAGCCCUGAUGAUUGCGGUGAAGUUUUUAGUGUUAAGAGGACUGGUGUUUGCGGUAAGAUCUCCACUAAAUUGGAAUCCAACAAUAAACAAUUUGCAGAUCGACCUAUUUGAAGUAAUAAUUGGAUUCAACGAUCCAAAUUUUCCAUUACUCAAUCAAUUCAUGAGCUACGCCGUUGAUAUCAGUAAUUUAUUUGUUAUAAUAAAUUCAGCGACAAAUUGUAUGAUGUAUCUCAAAGGUGCGCAAUGGCUAGAUUCAAAGUUUAACGAUCGGCAAACUAUCAAGAGAAAAAAGACGAUUUGUGAGGAAGGGUGAGUUAUUCUAUCAGGGCUUAGAGUUCACAAAAAAAGCUUUUAGGCAACUUCUUGGUGACCGUCUCACAAUUCUUUGCACCUCUUGGGACAAAGUGAUGAAAAAUACGGGAGGUGAACUUGGAACUCGAAUAGCUUGGAACAUGUUGCGAAAACAUCCAACAAUGUUGAAUUUGAAAAAUGAUGAGCCGGAAAAAGUCUCGCUUCUAAAUGGGUCUUGCAAACGAAGUAUUGAUCAUGUGAAAUUGAAAGAGAUUGGCAAUCGGAUAACCGCAUUUAUCUACGAGCUUUUGGAUUUGAUGAAAAAUUCGCAAACCGAAGAUGUGAUAACUUGUCGAAUUCGUCGUGUUGGCGCAGUUCAUUAUGAUAGGAAGAUCAAUUUUAAAACAUCACUUUUCAAAGAGUUCAAGAACACGAUUCUUUGCGCUGUGGCUGAUUGUGAAUAUGAUACUCCUGAGGUAAAGAUUUUUCAGAGAGAGAAGCUAUUAAGCUCAAAAUAUCCUGGUUUUUUUUUGUAGGAACGCGAUCUCGCUAUUGAAUCUUGGAACAUUUUCACCUCAUUCAUCAUCAAAGAAAUGAAAAUGGGCACUUGGGUGAUGAAUGAUAAUGUUCAUCAGGUGCCAUAA